AUGGAAGCUAAAAAAAUUUUUAAUAAUAAUCACCCUGAUCAAAUUUUUGAUCAAAAUGAUGAUGAAUUAAAUCUAAAUUCUGAAAGAAAUUUAUUAAUUCAAUCAACAAUAAAUAAUGAUAAUGAUAACAAGUCAAGAAAAUAUGCGGAGACACCUUUACCCAAAUUACCAUUACUUAUAUUAAGUAUAGUGAUUAUUAGUGAGCCUUUUAAUUCAACUAUUUUAUUACCUUUUAUUUAUUUCAUGGUUCGUGAUUUUGGUGUAAGUGAUGAUGAUAAAGAAAUUGGUUUUUACGCAGGAUUAAUAGCAUCAUCUUUUUUCUUUGCACAAUUCUGUUUUUCAAUAUUUUGGGGUUACAUGUCUGAUAAAUUCGGUAGACGUCCGAUCCUUUUAUUUGGAUUAUUUGGAAAUAUGGUGACUUGCUUUAUGUUUGGUCUUAGUAAAAAUUUACUUUGGGCUAUUGCUUCUCGUUCAACCUGUGGAAUGCUAAAUGGUAAUAUUGGUGUUGCAAAAAGGCCUGUGAUUGGUGGGUUCUUAUCACAUCCUGCUGACAAUUUUCCAAAAAUAUUUGGCAAUUGUCCUUUCCUAAAGUCAUUUCCAUAUUUCCUUCCUUGUUUUGUUGCUUCAAUUGUUAGUUUUAUUGGGUUAAUUAUUGGAUAUUUUUAUUUGCCCGAGACACGAUAUAUGCAUGAUCAUCAAAAAGAAGAAGGAGAAGAAAGAUAUGUCGAUAUUGAAGAUGUUAUUGGUAUUUCAAGCAGAAAAAAUUUGAGUGGAAAUAAUUCAAUAAUCUCAUAUGGAGCUACUUCAAAUGUUGAUUCUAACAAUGGUAAUUAUAAUCAAUCACCUAAAGGAAAUAAUAUUAUACAAUCAUACAUUGAAGAAUAUCCAUGUUAUCCAGAAACAUCGUCAUCUUCAAAUCUACUAAAGGGCUUGUCAAAGAAUAAUGUCACCGACAUCAAAGUCAACAACAAGCAAAGUUUUAUUAUGAAAAAUGGCGAAGAAUCAAAAUCAAAAGCUAAAGUCAAAAUCUCACGAGUUACAUAUAGGUUUGCAGAAGUUAAAGAUGGAGGGUUAGGUUAUUCGUCAAUAAAGCUGGCUCAAAGUUUGGCUUUAAUGGGAAUUAUUCAAUUAGUUUCUCAAUUUCUGAUUUAUCCUUGGUUAAGAACUAAAGUAGAUUUGAUUAAAUUAUAUCAUAUAACAUUAAUAUCUUACGUUAUUUGUUAUUUGUUAUUUCCUUUAUUGAAUCGAUUAAAAAAAUCAUUUAUGAAUCUACCACUUGAAUCAGAGUAUGGUGAUGAUGAUGAAAUUGUUAAUAAUUCUGCUAGUUCUGAAACACUUGGUACUGUCAAUGGAAUAGGUCAGACUUCUUCAGCAUUUGUUCGUGCUAUUGGUCCAGCAUCGAGUGGAUCUUUAUGGUCUUGGUCAUUGACAAAUAAUUUAAGUUUUCCAUUCAACGAUUGUUUUGUAUUUAUUGUAAUGAGUCUCACUGCUCUAAUAGGAUCAAUUCAAAGCUUUACAAUACCGCCAGGGACUCCAAUACUUCCGUCAUAUAAACAAAUGAAAUUCAAGAACUCUUUGACUCAAUACCCGUUGCCAAUACUAACUCAAAAUCCCUCACAAUUGGCACGAGAUAUAUGA
Messenger RNA from Entrophospora sp. SA101, 1638 nucleotides. The record is from the annotation of a GenBank genome assembly. NCBI's taxonomy places the organism in Eukaryota, Fungi, Glomeromycota, Glomeromycetes, Entrophosporales, Entrophosporaceae.